This is a messenger RNA of Penicillium cosmopolitanum, 843 nucleotides long. RefSeq names its product class III chitinase ChiA2. Gene Ontology annotation, biological process: carbohydrate metabolic process. Gene Ontology annotation, cellular component: extracellular region. The record is from RefSeq and is a predicted model, not a curated record. Lineage: Eukaryota; Fungi; Ascomycota; Eurotiomycetes; Eurotiales; Aspergillaceae. Gene Ontology annotation, molecular function: chitinase activity. The coding region runs from base 1 to 843 and encodes 280 amino acids. The transcript has 3 exons.
AUGACUUGCCUUGCCUUUCUUUUACACCUGCUUCUCGCUCUUGGAGUGACCACCGCCUUUCCUCAACAGCCACGAGAUUGGGCUAACGGCGCUCAAAACGUGGCCUACUGGGGCCAGGAUGGCCACGUCCGGGAUCUAAUCAACUACUGCAACACAUCCUCUGGAAUCGACAUUAUUAUCUUGUCUUUCCUGUAUCGAUUUGGCAAUGGCAACACCAUUCCCUCCGGCGAACUCGGCUCGCACGGAAUCAAGGUCAUCGUCUCCCUUGGUGGCUCCAUUGGCGCCUACUCCCUUUCAUCGCAAGCCGAAGCCGAAGCCAUUGGUCAGCACUUGUGGGAGGCAUACGGUAACACUCGCGGAAGCGUGCCGCGACCAUUCGGCGCAACCUUCGUGAACGGAUGGGAUUUCGACGUGGAAGCCACAGGUAUUUCAUUACCGGGGGCCCCGCAGUGCCCCAUCCCGGAACCGUAUAUGGAAACCAUUAUCCAAAAUUCGGAGUUUGAUUAUCUCUGGGUCCAACACUACAACAAUCCGUAUUGCUCCAAUGACGGAAACAUCAACUUCGAUGCUUGGGUAGCCAAUAUCGCUGGCACUCGGUCCGCAAAUGCGAAAAUCUUCAUUGGCGUUCCAGCUUCACCACUCGCCUCCACUGGUACCGCGUCUGGCGCCCAAUACUACAUGGAACCUCACACCCUGGCUUCAGUUGUCGGCCAACACAAAGAUAAUCACGCGUUCGGCGGGUUGAUGACCUGGUCGGCUGGAUGGUCCGACACCAAUGUCAACAAUGGGUGUACCUACGCCCAAGAGAUGAAGCGCAUCUUGACGACUGGCUCACCUUGUUGA